UUCCUGAAAUCUUCGGUUCAGCAAGGAUACUCGCGCAAGGAUAAAAAAUUGAUUUUUCGCUCUUUCGCCAGAAUUCGCGAGUUCCAAGUUCCGGUAGGGAGAGAAAAGGAUAGCAAGGAGUUGUCGACCGUUGUCGGAUUGUGUGUUGCUUCGCUCUCCUGGUCGUGCUGGUUUCGGCUUUUUGGGAUCCUUGCAAAGCGCAUCCGGGUGGGAGUUUCGGGCUAGUGGCACUGUUGGUGCGCCUUGCUGUACUAUCGGAUCCUUGCACUUUCAGUCAUUGAACGCGCUCGUGCUAGUGUCUGUGUCGGUGUUUGCGUAUGCGAGUGCAUUUUCCUGGGUGGAAACUUUACGGUCAUCGGUCAGGCAGCGAGAGCGAGAGCAUUUUCCCAAUUUUUCGCAAGUUGAUAAAAGCAGCCAAGUAAAAGGGGUUUUGUGCUGUUAAAGAAAAGAACAGGUUCCUCAAAAUCAACGUUUUAAGGAAUGGAUGCGCUACUGGAUGAGGUUGAGUCCUUGGAGGCUAUCCUGAUGGAUGAUGUGCGAAUAACGAAAAACGCGAGCGGAUUUCCGGAACUCAUCGAAACGACCAUCUUCCCAACGGUGGGCGAAGAGCAGAACGCCCAGUACGUUUGCAUAACACUGCAGGUGGAGCCGGUUCGCGGGUAUCCGGAUGUGCGUCCGCUAAUACGGCUGAAGAAUCCGCGCGGGUUGGACGAUCACGUCAUCGGACAGAUUGAGGCGGCCGUCGAUGAGAAGCUGGCGGAAUCGGUCGGCCAACCGGUGGUGUUCGACCUGAUCGACAUCAUUCGUGAACGGCUUACUGAGAGCAAUCGACCGAGCGGCCAGUGUGUGAUCUGUUUGUACGGCUUUCUCGAUGGUGACGAGUUCACGAAGACGGUGUGCUAUCACUACCUGCAUAGUCAUUGCCUCGCGUGUCACAUCAAUGCUUCGCGGCGGAAUUACGAAGAGGAACGCGACAAGCUGCCGGUGUGGAAGCAAAAGGAGGCGAAACCAUUUCAGGCCCAGUGUCCCGUGUGCCGGGAAUCGAUAGAGGUGGAGGUUGAACCGUUGAUGGGCUGUCGGCCACCGGUCGAACGCGAGAGCGCUCCCCGGUUCCAGGUGACGGAUGAGCUCAAGACGCUGCAGGCAAGGAUGGCUCGGUUGUAUUUGCACCAGAAGAGCCGUGGAGGCAUCAUUGAUCCGGAGGCAGAGGAAACGCCCGUGAUUGCGAUCCAAACCGAGGCAGCGAAUGGCGAGAGCCCGAAAAACACGGCCGAUAUCACUGCUGCUGUGUCCGUCGCUCCGGAACCGGUCCGUAACUCCAACGCACCGUCUCAUCAGGCUGGAAAAGGGAAGCAACAUACGUCGACGGGCAAUAAAAACAGUUCCGGAAAGGGUGGCGGUGCGAAGGGUGGUCCUAAUCGUCACUCAACAGUUGUCGCUGCAGCGGCCAGUAGCAGCAGCAGCAGCAGCAGCAGCUUCUCAUCCUCUGCGAACCAGUCACACGCAAAUGGAACCGAAGAGGACAACACUGCACUCUGCAGCGAUCCGACCUGUAUCGGGGCACAGGUCGAGCAACAGCGUGGCCAUCGGAAUCGUCGCCAUAACAACCAUCAUCAUCAUCAUAGCAAUCGACAUGCCCGGCACAGUCAGCAACAUCACUAUCACCACCACCAUCAUCAUCAGCAGCAGCACCACGGUAAGGGGGGAGGAGCCGGAGGGACAACGGCGAAUGGGAGCGGUGGGGCAUCCUCAUCAUCAUCGUCAGCGGCCACCGGAGGAGCUCCGAAGAACUUAACUACUCCGUGCAACUCCGAUGCCAGGUGACAAUUCGAGUUGCUUCAAGCGCACCAAGCAAUGCAUCUGCCUAGCUACCGUUACUACGAAGACGCACACCGCCAACACCAUCAUCCCCACUAUUACCAGCACCACCAAGAACAAACCAAUCAGCAGCAGCAUCCGGUAUUGGCUGAUUGUGCUCUGACUCCGAUAAUGUUGAUAUAACAUUUAGUUAAUUUCACUCGUAAGCUGUCGAAUCAUCCCCAUCUGCUCCUCUUUGUUACGGGACUCGUUCUCCUGUUGCAGAGGGUAGUUUACGUUGCAACUUAUACUGCUAUUCUAAUCGUUACCAGCACUACCGGAAAGAUACCCGCCGUUAGCAUAGGCCCUAGGUUGCAGUUACGCUUUAGCAAAUCAUUCUUGAACCUUCCCCCGAACCAACUUCCUCGUAGCGAUCAUAAAAUGAUCACCGUUCCGCAAGGAAAUCUAACGAAUCAAAUGUGCCCAGGAAGGCCAUUGUCUGUAGAUCGAUCAUCUCGAAUCGAUCCACUGCCAACGGGGUACAUACGAUCCGCUGUGGCAAUGGUCACACGGCAGAAGAAAGCGAACUGGAAGGAUAUAAUUUCGGUCAGUUUACUUUUCUGUUUAAGGUUGCCAGCGGUUCCUUGUUGGACUUAUUCCCUCGGUUUAUAGUACAGUGUGGGUGGUUAUUGAAAAAAAAGAGAAAGAGCGCACGUAAGCGGAAUCUGCGUUGCUGUGAGUGAGACAUUAUAAUUAUUAUUAUUAUUAUUUAUUCCUAGAGGACUGUGCGCGUGAUUGUGUUCUUAUGGCAGCGGAAGAGGCUUUGUGUUUAAUUCUUUGCGAUGCCAGGCAACGCAUUAGUCAAAGCAGCAGGAGCAUUUUCUCGGUUAACUCCAUGUAGAUUAAGUUAGAGUUAGGUUCGAACGUGAUCGUACCAAUCGGUAAAAGGCACCCAGAGCAUGCCUUACGAUGCCCGAUGCAGGGUCAUCUGUAGCAUAUGCCCUGGACACGACACGUUGUUGUAAAUAGUUUUUUUUGUGAAAGUUUAGUUUAGAAAAUCCUUAUCUGGGAUGCGAAACAAGGCAACAGAAGGCAAUAUCCAUUUUAAUGUGUUUCUUAAUCGUUACCAUACAUUAUCAGAGGGAUUUGAAUAGUUGAAAGUCGGCGACAGUGAUUUUAAUUGAUGAAUUCUGAAAAUGGAAAUUGAUUUUUUUCUACCAGAGACUGCUUUAGAGCAACGCCAAACCUUAUUUUUUGUAAAGUUCUGUUUUUAUUUUCUUUGCAGAAUCGGUUUUCCCAUUUAUAUCUACCUUCCAAAGUUCGAAUUUACUACAAACUACUAUCGCGUAUCAUGCGUGCCAAACGCGGACGUCAAAAGACUAUACAGGAGGAAAUUCAGGAUGAAGAAAAACAAAAGAAAAACCAUGAAAUAUUCAAAUUCAAAUCCAUUUUUUCUAUGUUCCACUAUGAGAUACGAUUACAAUAGGAUACACGAUUACAUUUGAAUGUAUAUCCGGGCAUGGCUAGUAUUCCGAGAAAUGGAAUGAAAGAAAGAAGUAGUCUUCAGGAGUGUUCGUGGUGGACCGAUUAAGUGGUUUAAAAUGCUAAGACUGCAGGAAACUCUGCCCACAGUUGUCGGGAACAAAGUCCUAUUGGUUUACUGAAAUGAUAUCAUCCAAGCUAGAGAAGUACAGGCGAAAACGGAAGGAAGAAAUUAUUUUUUAUCAACCAUAACUAUCAAUGAAUCCAAAUGAUACGGCCAUACAAUUAAUAUUUGAAAAAGCCGAUCAUCAGAAUAACAUCAACUUAUUAAUUGCAAAAGAUGAGAGAUAAUACGUCAAGAAAAACAUAAUAUGAAACAAGUAAAGUUAGAUAAAUGAGCCACAUGAAUGAAUCUACAUAAUUGGCAGCGAAAAAAGGAAUCUACUGAUGAACUUAUAAGCAAAGUGGAAGGAAAAUUACACAUACAUAGUGAAGGAAUUGUACCAGCAAGAAACAGAUUUAUUGUCUAACCUAACUACUUCUCAUACAACCACGGCACAGCGAAACGAGUAAAUGGCUAGACUAGGGUAGCAAGUUUCUCGCAUUGGAUUGGAUACGAUGGAUAUGUAGCCACACAAAUAGCGAUCCCCUUGCAGUCCCCAGGUCCCCACAAAUCCCGUUCCUUCACUGCAGGAUAUGAUCAACGUUAACGUCAACGUCAGUCAGCACACUAAACUCAAAUCAAAUGAAGAGCAAACAAACCG
This is a messenger RNA of Anopheles aquasalis, 4043 nucleotides long. Its product is annotated as E3 ubiquitin-protein ligase RNF25. NCBI's taxonomy places the organism in Eukaryota, Metazoa, Arthropoda, Insecta, Diptera, Culicidae. The record is from RefSeq and is a predicted model, not a curated record. Gene Ontology annotation, cellular component: nucleus. Gene Ontology annotation, molecular function: protein binding; ubiquitin protein ligase activity. Gene Ontology annotation, biological process: protein ubiquitination.